This is a messenger RNA of Strongylocentrotus purpuratus (purple sea urchin), 870 nucleotides long. RefSeq names its product acid-sensing ion channel 2-like. Gene Ontology annotation, biological process: sodium ion transmembrane transport. NCBI's taxonomy places the organism in Eukaryota, Metazoa, Echinodermata, Echinoidea, Camarodonta, Strongylocentrotidae. Gene Ontology annotation, molecular function: ligand-gated sodium channel activity. The coding region runs from base 1 to 870 and encodes 289 amino acids. Gene Ontology annotation, cellular component: membrane. The transcript is spliced from 5 exons. The record is from RefSeq and is a predicted model, not a curated record.
AUGCCACUUAAGAAGAUGACAGUUGAGUCGAUGAAGACAACCUCGGUUAAGGAGCAAACCAACAGCUCCAUGGUCGACCAGGGAAUGAUGGACAUGAAACGGACGCCGUAUCCGCCGUAUAACGACAGGAUGUCUUGGUUUGCGGUAUUGUACAGAUUCGUCCCCGAUGGUAUAGGCGUGGCUGGUAUUCGGUACGCCUUUAAUCCACGUGAGAUCAAACUAAGAAGGUUGACAUGGCUUCUCCUCGUGUUCAUUGCUUUCUGUAUGACGGGCGGCCAGGUCAUUGAUAGGAUCCUGUUUUUUGCGUCCCAUCCGAAGGACGUUGACAUCAGCAUCGACUACAAGGAAGAGGUUCCUUUCCCUUCAGUCGCUAUCUGUAACAUCAACCAAUUUAGAAUGUCCUGGAAUGGCGGAGAAUUGACGCACGCCAAUUUCACUCGGCGAGUCACCGAUGCGGGUGUGUGCAUUGUGUUUAAUGACAUCGACAAUGGAUUUCCGCAAUUGAUGGUCAAGAGUUCUGGGUUGAAAUAUGGUUUACAUCUAAACUUAAACGCCGCCCAGCAUGAAUACUACUUCCAGCCUUUCGGUAAGAUCGGCGCUGGAUUCGAGGUCCUCCUCUACGAUUACGGGACCGAACCUUUAGUCGAGAAGGGAGCUUUUGGCGUUGCCAUCGGGAUGGAAACAAGAGUCGGCGUUGAAAUUACGGAAUAUCAUAACUUAAAGCAUCCUCAUGGACGAUGUGAAAACAACACCCUAAAGUACUUUGAGACCUACGGAUAUUCGGAGUGCGUUCUAGAAUGCUUAUCGGACUUCUUUCUAGAGAGAUGCAACUGUAACUGCUUAUCGAUGCGUAGUAAGAUUAUUUUUUAA